UGUGUGUGUCCGUGGAUAUGUGUUUUCGUGGGGAGGGGAGAUUUCCCCUAAGCGCGUUACGAGCGUUGGAAUUGACCAAGCACAGAGCGCGUGUCGUUCGAUGUCACACCAACCGAAACAGCAGACUCGCGCAGACGGCCACUUUGAUCUGUGAUUGGAGGAAAAACACACCGUUCCGACCAGCUUCGAGGCGUGGCUUGCCCAAGUGAUCUCUAGCUAUUUAGGGUCAAGUUGAACAUUUUUUUCCAUCUCAACAAGCGGGGUUGUAAAGUUUGCAUUAUUACGACGCAGAGAUCUGGAAAAAUCACGCGACGAAAAACAAAACAGAAUUGGUUGGAUUGGCUAUUGUUAUCCUCGCUGCAAACGCCGAAUCCCGAGCUUGCGGAGCUCGGGGUUUUCACGAAGAACGGGGGCAACUAGCUAGCGACGGAGUCGUUUACCCAGACAAAAUCAGCUAACGUUAGCUAAUCCCUUUGCUAGCUAACGAAUCUCAACGUGGGAGUGCUAGUAGCACUAGUCUGAAGCGGAGCAAACACCUCCAUCUGCGGAUCAGGCUCAGGCUGAUAGCAGCCAGCACAGAUCUUGGCAAGUUACACAACGUGGAAAACUUCGUACUAGCUGGUGCACACCUUUGAGUUGCGGGCAAGUCUGCUGUUCCUUCACCACCAGGUAUAACGACGGGCAUGAAACAGUACGAGUGAUGGAGAUGGCUGUGAGUACCUCUUCACAGGCUCAGGAUGAGUUUGACAGGAACGUGCCUCGCAUCUGCGGGGUGUGUGGCGACAAGGCCACCGGAUUCCACUUCAACGCCAUGACCUGUGAGGGGUGCAAGGGCUUCUUCAGGCGUAGCAUGAAGAGGAAGGCCACGUUCACCUGUCCUUUCAAUGGGAGCUGCAACAUCACCAAGGACAACCGUCGCCACUGCCAAGCCUGUCGCCUGAAGCGCUGUGUGGAGAUCGGGAUGAUGAAAGAAUUCAUCCUGACGGACGAGGAGGUGCAGAGGAAGAAGGACCUGAUCCAGCGUCGUAAGGAGGAGGAGGCCAUGCGCGAGGCGCAGCGCCCCCGUCUGACCGACGAGCAGCAGGGCAUCAUCAACACGCUGCUGGAGGCGCACCACAAGACCUACGACGACUCCUACCAGGACUUCUCACGCUUCAGGCCUCCGGUGAGAGAAGGCCCAGUGACGCGUAGUGCCAGCCGAGCUGCUUCCCUCCACUCGUUGUCAGAUGCCUCCUCCGACUCCUUCAGCCACUCACCAGAGUCUGGGGACAGUAAGGUGAACCUGAGUAAUCUGCUGAUGGCCUACCAGGAGCAGGGCUCCAGCCCUGACUCUGCCGAGGACGACGGUACCCGCCUCUCCAUGCUACCCCACCUGGCUGACCUGGUCAGCUACAGCAUCCAGAAGGUCAUCGGCUUUGCCAAGAUGAUCCCUGGCUUCAGAGAUCUGACCGCAGAGGACCAGAUCGCUCUGCUGAAGUCCAGCGUCAUUGAGGUGAUUAUGCUGAGAUCCAAUCAGUCCUUCAACCUGGAAGACAUGUCCUGGAGCUGUGGCUCACCAGACUUCAAGUACUGCGUCAACGAUGUGACCAAAGCUGGCCACACUCUGGAGCUGCUGGAGCCCCUGGUGAAGUUUCAGGUUGGCCUGAAGAAGCUCAACCUUCAUGAGGAGGAGCACGUGCUGCUAAUGGGCAUCUGCCUGCUGUCUCCUGACCGUCCCGGUGUGCAGGACCACGCCCGCGUGGAGGCGCUGCAGGACGCCCUGUGCGAGGUGCUGCAGGCCUACAUCCGGGUCAACCACCCCGGCGGGCGGCUGCUCUACGCCAAGAUGAUCCAGAAGCUGGCCGACCUGCGCAGCCUGAACGAGGAGCACUCCAAGCAGUACCGCCAGCUCUCCUUCCAGCCCGAGCACAGCAUGCAGCUCACCCCACUCGUCCUGGAGGUCUUUGGGGGCCAGGUCACUUAGCCAGCCCCAGCCCCCAGCCAAGCCAGCGGCAGGGCAGCAGCCAAAGGUCGCGGGGUGGUGUCGGGUGUGGUGGAGAGGGAGGUGGGGGUGGGGGUGGGGA
Engraulis encrasicolus (European anchovy) is the source of this 2063-nucleotide messenger RNA. Its product is annotated as vitamin D3 receptor B. Bases 701 to 1963 code for a protein of 420 amino acids. Gene Ontology annotation, molecular function: zinc ion binding; nuclear receptor activity; vitamin D response element binding. The record is from RefSeq and is a predicted model, not a curated record. The transcript has 10 exons. Gene Ontology annotation, cellular component: nucleus. Gene Ontology annotation, biological process: cell differentiation; positive regulation of transcription by RNA polymerase II; negative regulation of transcription by RNA polymerase II. NCBI's taxonomy places the organism in Eukaryota, Metazoa, Chordata, Actinopteri, Clupeiformes, Engraulidae.